AUGUACACGAUACCCCCAAUCGAACUUGCUCCAAUGGAGUCAUUCUCUACACUUGUCACGAGAGCCCGAAUCCACAAGUCUUACUACGAUUACAACCCCUCACGGACGCUCGCAAUAAUCGCAACCGCUCUUUAUGCCACAACAUGCACCCUCCAUAUACUCCAGGUAGCUCGUUAUCGCGCCUGGUACUUCUCCGUUAUCAUUGUUGCCGGCCUUAUGGAAACCUUCGGAUAUGCCACCCGUGUACUUUCGCAGGCUGAUGUCUUCAGUCGCGGCCUCUUCAUCGCGCAGUUUGCUCUCGUCGUCCUAGCCCCUGUUCUCAUCGCCGCCGCAUCUUACAUACUCUUUGGGCGCCUACUCGAAAUCGUCCUCCCCGGUGGUCGCAACGCGAGGUCCCUGGGGGUACCAGCAAGAUGGGUCACUUGGAUAUUUUUGACGGGGGAUAUAACGUCGUUUGUGCUACAGGGCAUUGGUGCGGGGAUAAUGAGUGGUGCCAGUGGUGGCACGAAUAUGAAAAAGAUGAAUACAGGUCGAAAUGUUAUGUUGACGGGAUUGGCUGUGCAGAUUGUCACUUUUGGGUUUUUUAUCGCCGCAACAAUCAGAUUCGAUUUCAAGUCAAGGUCUUUGGCGACAUUGGGUUCGGGAAGGCCUAGAUGGAGGAUCCUCCUAUGGGCAUUAUAUGCCAACUCGGUUCUCAUUAUGUUGAGGAGUUGCUAUCGUGUAGCAGAGUUCUCACAAGGUUGGACAGGAUAUUUGGCUUCACAUGAGGUCUACUUCUACUGUCUAGAAGCACUCCCGAUGUUCCCAUGCUUUGUGAUCUUCAACAUCUUUCAUCCAUCUAGGCUGCUAGACACAGUAAGAAAGGAGGACGUAGUAGUUGUUGAGGAGGGAUCGGGGUCCAUGGAGGAGAUAAAGGCAUAG
This is a messenger RNA of Morchella sextelata, 921 nucleotides long. RefSeq lists its product as uncharacterized. The coding region runs from base 1 to 921 and encodes 306 amino acids. Lineage: Eukaryota; Fungi; Ascomycota; Pezizomycetes; Pezizales; Morchellaceae. The transcript has 7 exons. Gene Ontology annotation, cellular component: membrane. The record is from RefSeq and is a predicted model, not a curated record.